Molecule: messenger RNA, 717 nt
Organism: Fusarium venenatum
Lineage: Eukaryota; Fungi; Ascomycota; Sordariomycetes; Hypocreales; Nectriaceae
Source: RefSeq, a predicted model, not a curated record
AUGGACGCUGUAUCCGAUCCUUUGGCGCCCCUCCCUACACUCGACUCUGCUUCUGUCAUGCUCCGACUAGCAUCCGAAAAUGCACCCGGCGCAUGGUUUUCAGUACCGAUCUCCAUAUCGAUCCAUAGCCCGCUUACCAUCCUCGCCUCCGCUCUCGCUCCCACUCCCACUGUAGCUCCCACAAUCACUACAGCUGCAGCUACGAUCGUCGUUUGCCAACCUAAUCGUCUCCUCAAGGACAAGAAAGUCACGCUCCAGCACCUCAGCCCAGUUCUGUACAUUGCCAAUUUCCUUGAGCUUGUGCGCCGCAGCGUCGGCCUCACGCGCAAGCUUGACGUUCUCACGGCGCAGCCCGUCCGUCGCACGCUGUACAUCCUGAGCCUGCUUGUUCAGUACAGCGGCAUUGGAGUGCAGCGUCGAUGCGCGCCACUGAAGCUCCGAGUCCAUCAUGUUCUCCAGCGUUGCGACGACGGCACGACGAGCUUCGGCGACAUGGCGCUGCGUCUCGGCCGAGGGGAGCGUGGGCUGGAGGUGCGAAGAUGGAGGAGACGAUUGCUGCGCUGCCGAUGGAAUUUGCGCGUGGGCGGAGAUAACGAAGAAGACGAUGAUGACGAGGAGCCUGUCGCAGCGGCCGAAGAGGCGGGUUGUUGCGAAGAAGCCGCUGCAGCUGACAUGAUGAAUAUAAGACCAAGUCGCUGGUCUGUUGGCUUAGCUUGA